GCUACUUGUCCUUCAGGACACACCCCUCAAUAGAAUGAAACUUUUCUGCAAACUUCGCUCAUACAGUCGAGGAAUUUCACUGUGGCGCUCGCUGCAAGCUCACUGACAGAAAGACCAUGACUGAGGAAACAACCGGGAAUGUUCCUGCUGCAGACUCUGAGGCAGAUAAACAGGCUCCUGAGGAAGGGGCUCUGUCGAGGGAAAAAUGGGCCAACAACAUGGAGUUCAUACUCUCUAUGGCUGGUGAAAUAAUUGGCCUCGGAAAUGUUUGGCGGUUCCCCUACCUGUGCUUCAAGAACGGAGGAGGUGUCUUCCUCAUCCCCUACUGCGUGUUCCUCUUCUUCUGUGGCAUCCCCGUGUUUUUCUUGGAGACAGCGCUGGGACAGUACACCAGUGAGGGUGGGGUGACUGCCUGGAGGAAAAUAUGUCCCAUGUUUCAGGGGGUGGGGUUUGCGUCCCAAGUGAUUGUGAUCUAUCUGAACAUAUACUACAUUAUUGUUUUGGCAUGGGCUAUCUUCUACCUAAUAAACUCCUUCAAAAGUCCCCUGCCCUGGUCUACAUGUGACAACUGGUGGAACUCUGACUUGUGCCACAGUCGCAUGAGCAUCUUUGCAAACCCCCAACUGUUUCAGGCCGGGUCCAACUGGUCAUUCUUACACAACGUCACCUCAAUGGACUACUAUGAGAAUACAACUUACAAUGAAACAAUAUUGAUGAGCACGUCACCAGAAGAGGAGUUCUGGAGUAACCGUGUGUUAAGAAUAUCAGAAAACAUGUCUUUGGGUAAGAUACAUUGGGAUCUGGCUCUGUGUCUUAUGUUUGCCUGGAUCAUAUGUUACUUCUGCAUCUGGAAGGGAAUCAAAACAACUGGAAAGGUGGUGUACUUCACUGCUACAUUUCCCUACUUGAUGCUCUUUGUGCUCUUCAUCCGUGGAGUGACGCUCCCAGGAGCUGGAGAGGGCCUGAAAUACUACCUCAAGCCCGACUUCACCAGACUUAGUGAUCCAGAUGUGUGGCGUGAUGCAGGGACUCAGGUGUUCUUCUCCUAUGCUGUUUGUCAGGGAGUGCUGACGGCUCUGGGGAGCUACAACAAAUACAACAACAACUGCUACAGGGAUUGCUUGGCCCUGUGCUGUCUGAACAGUGCCACCAGUAUCUUUGCAGGCUUUGCUGUAUUCUCAGUGCUGGGAUUCAUGGCUCAGGACCUUAACAUUUCACUGGAAGAAAUUUCAGCUGGUGGUCCUGGUUUAGCCUUCAUUGCCUAUCCUACAGCUCUGUCGUUGCUUCCUGGUUCGUCCUUUUGGGCUGUGCUCUUCUUCUUCAUGCUCCUUUUGCUCGGCCUAGAUAGUCAGUUUGUGUGUGUGGAAAGCCUGGCCACAGCCCUCACAGACCUGUUUCCACGUUAUCUGAGGAGGCCGCGUGCCAGAGAGAUAUUGGUUCUGGUCAUCGCUAUUGUUUGCUUCUGUUUGGGGCUGCCCUUCAUUACUGAAGGUGGGAUCGUCCUCUUCCAGCUGGUUGACACAUAUGGUCCAAGUGGAACCAGCCUCCUCUUUAUUGCUUGCGCAGAGACCAUUGUUAUUGGCUGGGUAUAUGGUGCAGACCGUUUCUAUGACAACAUUGAAGACAUGAUUGGGUAUCCUCCGUUCCCUGUGCUGAAGUACUGCUGGCUGUUCAUCACGCCGCUCAUUUGCGUGCUUACAUUGCUGUAUAACCUGGUACAAAGUCAGCCUCUUGUUGUAUAUGGUUUUGAGCCUGGCACCUGGGGAGUCACACUGGGCUCUGUGCUUGUUCUUACACCCCUGAUAUGCAUCCCAGUAUUCAUUCUGGUCUCACUAUAUAGGGAUCCCGAAAACAUGAGUACACCAUCCAGUGACCUGCGCCAGAGUCGGCCACACAACCCAGCGCUUACAUUGUUUAAUUAUGUCAUAGUCAAGGCACAGGGGCAGCCAGACAUCAGGGUGGACUAUAGAGAAGACAAGCUGGUAAUGGAAGAACCUGGUAGUGCUUGAUGUUUGCUGAUGAAACUUUAUAUUUUCACCUGUUGAGAAAAAAAAAAUAUUCCUUUUAUAUAAAUGAUUAUAUCUUAAGGGUCUUCAGGGGUAUUUGUUUGUUCUUUUGCUAACAUGAGUUUUUACCUUACUACUCUUUUGCUUAUGAAUAAUAAAAGUCCUGUGUAUUGUACAUGUACCUGUAUACCUCUAAUCCUGCAUACUGUAACUGGAUUAAAAGAGCACUCUGCUCAUUUAACAUUGUGCUUUUUGUAACACUCGUGGAGUCAUGAGGAAUAAUAGUUUAGCUUAUGUAUAAAUUAUCCCCAGUGACCUGCACCUCUCAAACACCAGCACCUCAACUUUGACAUGCAAAAUCUGUGCCUUGUCACAUUAAAAUAUAAUGCAUUAAAACACUCUUAAUUUGAGUUCUGGUCAAUUUUUACCAAAAAAAUGCAAAUUUCUUGUCUUCAUUAAAUGCAAUAUACACACAGAACUGUCACAUCCAGUGAAAUUAAGGCCAAUUGCAUUGAAUAUGAAUUGUUUGAUUAUUUUACUGUACAAGUUUUUUCAUGAAUUUAAAGGUUGCUAUUUUGUAAAACAUUUUUUUAAUUUUUGAAAACAUUGUAAUCUGUCAAAUCAAUCAAUAAAAGUGGACAGAUUUGGA
This is a messenger RNA of Oreochromis aureus, 2655 nucleotides long. RefSeq names its product sodium- and chloride-dependent GABA transporter 2-like. Bases 117 to 2009 code for a protein of 630 amino acids. Gene Ontology annotation, cellular component: membrane. Gene Ontology annotation, biological process: sodium ion transmembrane transport. The record is from RefSeq and is a predicted model, not a curated record. The transcript is spliced from 16 exons. Lineage: Eukaryota; Metazoa; Chordata; Actinopteri; Cichliformes; Cichlidae.